Molecule: messenger RNA, 3729 nt
Organism: Parastagonospora nodorum SN15
Lineage: Eukaryota; Fungi; Ascomycota; Dothideomycetes; Pleosporales; Phaeosphaeriaceae
Exons: 8
Coding region: 1-3729 (1242 amino acids)
Biological process (GO): phosphorylation; phosphorelay signal transduction system
Molecular function (GO): phosphorelay sensor kinase activity
Source: RefSeq, a predicted model, not a curated record
AUGCAGACGGUCGACAUCCGCGGCCUCUACGAUGAGGACCCACGUCCGACCUUCGUCGUGGAUUGUGAUGAUCAGCCCGCAGGCAUCUACCACGUGAACUCUGCCCUACUGGAUCUACCGCACCUUGCACUAUCUCUCCAUGCUCAUAAUGCGUUAAGAGACUGGUGGGAUCCUUCCAGCAGAGUUGCGUCACGUCAUCAACAGGAGUUCCGACAUGGCCGUUACCGGUGGGCAAAGUUUACUGCUUGUCAACGUUGGCUUAUCAUCACUCUCAUCGAACAGCCGCCGCAGACAGAGGAGCCAAAAGGCCAUUUGCAACAAUCCUCCCAGCUGGCGCGGGUCGCCUCACCCCUACAUCCACAUGCUGAGACUAUUUUCACUGUCAAAAUUCAAUCCCCGGAGCUGCGAGAGCAUAUCGAACGCCUUCAAAAGGUUGACUGGGGACGAACCUCUCUGGGCCCCAUCGCAGGCUGGAGCUAUGAAUUGAACCUGCUAGUCACCACUCUCAUGCUCGAGACGCGUCCAACAGCGAUCUUCCUGGGCUUUGACCACAUCAUCGUGUAUAAUCUCGCGUAUGGCGCUGUCUCUGGAUCCAGACACCCUGCGAUCCUGGGUCAAUCUAUCCUCGACGCAUGGCCUGAGGUCGCCGACCCUCAAACGCGCUUCGCAGAUACUCCCGAAAAAGAGUACCAUUUCAUGAUAGAGAGGAACGGUUUUGUUGAAGAGUCUUUCUUCAUGUGGAGCCUUAUAUCUCUUGUCGGCGUUGGGCAGAUUAAUGGCAUGUACUCCAUUGUGACUGAAGUGACCAAACAAAGACUACUGGAACGCCGUGUCAAUGCACUACUUCGAUUCGGGCAACUAAGCAGCGAGGCUGUAGAUGCUAAGGCAUUUUGGAAGUCGAUUCGAGAAGCCAUCUACCCAAGCGAGUACGAUUUUCCAGCCGCAGUCCUGUACUCCCAUUGUGAAGUCGAAACGACUGGCUCUGCAGUUACAUACAGCAAAACCACUUCGCGUAAUUGUUCACUGGAAUGGACGAUCGGUUAUAGGGUUAAUCAUCCCGACAUACCACAAAAGCUGGAUCUAGAGCAGGAUCUUCCACUUGGACGUGCCAUAGCUGGCAGUGCCAAGAAAGGCGUAGCUACGCUCUAUCGCCACGAGGACGGACGUUUACCAAGCACCCUUUUCACUGACGUCGAGAAACGUGGCUUUGGAGACCCUUGUAAAGCGAUGCUCAUUAUACCAGUGAGGACAUCUAAUGAGACUAUAACGGGAUACAUAAUCGUAGGACUCAAUACUCGGAGACCGUAUGAUACAGAGUAUCAGGAUUGGAUAGCAUCCGUGGCGCUUCACGAAGAAGAAGUGCGGAAUCGAAAGCGUCAAGAAGAAGAAGCUGCAAGAGAUCGGGAAGCACUUAGCGCCGAAGUCGCGGUCUUAGCCCAGGAGGCUAGUGAUGUCACAGAAAAGCUAUCCAAUUUCUACCAGCUCGCCAACGCAGUCGGCCUCGGCUACUUUGAGUUUGCUAUCAGUGGAGAGCUUGUACAUGCAAAUGAAGCCUUCUUCCACCAGACUGGCCACCCACGAGAUCUUUCGAAUUCUCGUCCUUUUGCCUUCCUCGAGCAUGUCUACGGGCCGGAUCGAGAACUUGCUACGGAACACUGGCGUAUGUCGGCAAGUGGAAAGUCCACUACAUAUGAGAUGCGAUGGAAGAAGAAGCCCAACGCAGACACUGGCAGCGAAGACGACACAAGAGAUUAUCUGUGGACUCUGACAGCAUGCGUACCGAUCAAGACAGAAGACGGGAUAGUAACAGGAAUCUUCGGCUGCAACACUGAUAUAUCUGGCCAGAAAGAAGCCACGCGUAUAGCCUUACUGCGUGUGGAGGCUGAGAGACGUCUUGCAAGCUUCACCCAAACGGCGCCAGUCGGAUUCUACCAAUGCGACUCAGAUUUGAAGAUUCAAUACUGCAACGAUCAAUGGUUCAACAUUGUCGGUCAUCCGAUAACUGAUAUCAGCGCUAUUGACUGGACCUCCCGGAUUUAUCAAGACGACCUGGAAGCAGUAACUAUUGAUUCGCAUAUAGUAAUGCAAGUCAACAAGCUUCACACAUUCUCUUUCCGAGUCAAGAAAUUAUGGACUGGGCCGGAUGACUUAUCAACACCGACUUGGGUUUUAGCAACAGCUACCGCGCAUCGGGAUAAGGAUGGCCAGGUAGUCUCGGUCAUGGGGACUCUUACAGAUGUGAGUCAACUAAAGUGGGCGGAAGCCAUACAGAGAAGCAGAGUGGAGGAAGCCCUGGAAUCCAAGAGACAACAGGAGAACUUCAUUGAUAUGACGAGCCAUGAGAUGCGUAAUCCUCUCAGCGCUAUGGUGCAGUGUGCAGACUCAAUAUCAUCCGCCUUGGCUGAGAUGGAAGCUGCAAUAAACGACAACGCUCUCACAACACAGCCUUCGCUCCAAACAAAAAUUAAAGACCUGGUCGGAACCAGCAUAGACGCUAUCGACACAAUUCAGGCCUGUGCGACGCAUCAGAAGCGUAUCGUCGAUGACAUCCUCACGCUUUCGAAACUGGACUCAAAACUCCUCGUGAUCAGCCCAAUUACAGUACAGCCGGACGCGCUCCUCCAGGAUUCAUACAAGAUGUUCAAAGAGGAAGCAAAUAAAGCACGCGUGAGCUUACGCGUUCACUCUGAUGCUUCGUUGAAGGACCUUCAAAUCGACUACGCCAUACUAGAUCCUUCUCGCGUACUUCAAGUCCUCAUCAAUCUGCUGACAAACGCCAUAAAAUUCACUCGCACUCAGCCCGUUCGAAAAGUGGGGGUUAUCAUGAGUGCUACCCGAGAGCCCGCUGGGAGAUCAGGGAUUGAAUAUGUACCCCAGAAAGCAUUGAGCCAGGACUUCCUGGAUGAACAGGAGUGGGGAAGUGGAGAGGUUUUCUACCUGCAUUUCACUGUUACCGACACCGGCUGUGGUCUUACCACGGAGCAAAAAAACAAACUCUUUCUACGCUUUUCACAAGCGUCCCCAAAGACACAUGUUCAGUAUGGAGGAUCCGGUCUUGGUCUAUUCAUCUCACGGGAACUCACAGAGAUGCAAGGUGGUGGUAUCGGCGUACAGUCGACGCAAGGUGUAGGAUCCAUCUUCUCGUUUUAUGUCAAAAGUCGAAGCGCUGCACCUGGACGGAGGAAUUCGACCACCUUCAACCUGCCUUCACGGGCAAAAUCGCAUAUCAUCCAGGACAAACAGCCCAUGUUACUGGAAACCGCCACUCCACCUCUACCUUCUCCGAAGUAUCAUAUCCUUGUUGUCGAAGAUAACCUCAUUAACCAGCGCGUACUUUGCAAUCAGCUCAAGAAGAUCGGAUGCACCGUUCAAGUCGCCAACCACGGUCGUGAAGCACUUGCUGAACUAGCCAAAACGAAAUACUGGAAGCAACCCGCUAUCUCGGAGCCGCACGAUCUCUCUGUUGUGCUGAUGGAUGUUGAGAUGCCGGUGAUGGACGGCAUGACCUGUGCACGGAAGAUCAGGUCUUUGCAAGAGAGUGGCGAUAUCACCGGACAUGUACCGAUCAUUGCAGUUAGUGCCAAUGCGCGCAGAGAACAGAUUGAGCAGGCGAAAGGGGCAGGUAUGGACGACGCCAUAUCGAAACCGUUCCGCAUUCCUGAGCUCUUGAACGUUAUUGACACACUGCUUAGUGGUAAUGCAGGCGGUGGCAAUGUGCGAAGAGGAUAG